Messenger RNA from Achroia grisella, 1906 nucleotides. RefSeq names its product eukaryotic peptide chain release factor subunit 1. Lineage: Eukaryota; Metazoa; Arthropoda; Insecta; Lepidoptera; Pyralidae. Gene Ontology annotation, molecular function: translation release factor activity, codon specific; sequence-specific mRNA binding. The coding region runs from base 363 to 1676 and encodes 437 amino acids. Gene Ontology annotation, cellular component: cytosol; translation release factor complex. Gene Ontology annotation, biological process: cytoplasmic translational termination. The transcript is spliced from 9 exons. The record is from RefSeq and is a predicted model, not a curated record.
ACGACGAGGCAAGCGUUCGUUCGAUCGUUUGGUCACGUCAUCUUUUUUAUCCGUGUAAUGUCUGAUUUCUGUGUCCCACAUGCUUAGGGGUAACCGAAUUAAGAAGAAAUCCAAGAAUCCCCGCACCAGAAGAAAAGUUCGAGUGAUAGCGAACGUAAAUGUGAAUUAGAAAGUGUGUGAACUAUAGUCGCGAGGUGUCUCGUCCGUCCGGUUCGAUCUGGUUUUUAGCAGUUCAAACCGCGAGUUGGGCUCCCUUUUCCUCGUUUAUUUUUAUUUAGAAUUUAAUUGUGUGUAAAAAUUACUUCUAAUUUCGUUAUUAUUUGCAAUUUUGGUGGUAUAUUAGUUAAUAAAACCCAAACAAAAUGUCUGAGGAAUCGUCAGCAGAUCGGAAUGUCGAAAUUUGGAAGAUCAAAAAGCUCAUAAAAAGCUUGGAAAUGGCUAGAGGGAAUGGCACAUCAAUGAUAUCCCUGAUAAUACCGCCAAAGGAUCAGAUCUCACGUGUCUCCAAAAUGUUGGCCGAUGAGUUUGGUACGGCAUCAAACAUCAAGUCCCGUGUGAACCGUCUUUCUGUGCUCGGUGCAAUUACAUCUGUACAACAUCGGUUGAAAUUGUAUACUAAAGUACCUCCCAAUGGCCUGGUCAUCUACUGUGGUACCAUCGUCACCGAAGAAGGCAAAGAGAAGAAGGUGAACAUAGACUUCGAACCCUUCAAGCCUAUCAACACGUCACUCUAUCUCUGUGAUAACAAAUUCCACACGGAGGCCCUGACAGCAUUGUUGGCUGAUGAUAACAAGUUUGGGUUCAUUGUGAUGGAUGGUAAUGGAGCCUUGUUUGGUACGCUGCAAGGAAAUACUAGAGAGGUGCUUCACAAGUUCACAGUGGAUCUGCCAAAGAAGCACGGUCGUGGUGGUCAGUCGGCGUUGCGUUUCGCUCGUCUUCGUAUGGAGAAGAGACACAACUACGUGCGUAAAGUGGCUGAGGUGGCCACCCAGCUGUUCAUCAGUGCAGACAGACCGAACGUGGCCGGUCUCAUCCUGGCUGGUUCUGCCGACUUCAAGACUGAGCUGUCCCAGUCAGAUAUGUUUGAUCCGCGACUGCAAGCGAAAAUUAUCAAGCUGGUGGACGUGUCGUACGGCGGUGAGAACGGUUUCAACCAAGCCAUCGAACUGGCGGCUGAGUCACUCCAGAAUGUUAAGUUUAUACAAGAAAAGAAACUGAUUGGCCGAUACUUUGAUGAGAUUUCACAGGACACGGGCAAGUAUUGUUUUGGCGUGGACGACACACUCCGCGCGCUGGAGCUGGGCGCGGUCGAGACUCUGAUCUGCUGGGAGAACCUUGACAUUCAGAGAUAUGUACUGAAAUCACAUGCCACCAACCAGGAGACCAUCUUGCAUUUGACCCCCCAGCAAGAGAAGGACAAAUCCCACUUCACGGACAAAGAGAGCGGGGUAGAACUGGAGUUGGUGGAGUGUCAGCCGCUGCUGGAGUGGCUCGCAAACAACUACAAGUCCUUCGGCGCCACCCUCGAGAUCAUCACCGACAAGAGCCAGGCGGGGAGUCAGUUCGUGCGCGGGUUUGGUGGCAUUGGCGGUCUUCUCCGUUACAAAGUAGACUUCCAAUCGAUGCAGUUGGACGAUGAAGAAAUCGACAAUCUAUACGACGUAGAUGAUUAUUAGACGAAACGAUCGCGGAGUCCAGAGUCUCACCGGGUGCCGAGUCUCGUCACCAUCUGAGCGUCUGAGCCUCGUUGGGACUCCAACCGUGUCGGGACCUUAGCCUUAUCGAGACCACGGCCUCGUUGGGACCCCAGCCCCGUCGGGGCCCUAGCCUCAUCGCGGCCACGGCUUCGUUGGGAUCUCAGCCUCAUCGGGGCUCUGACCUCUGGGACUACAGCCUCGUCGAGACU